Molecule: messenger RNA, 2152 nt
Organism: Oryctolagus cuniculus (rabbit)
Lineage: Eukaryota; Metazoa; Chordata; Mammalia; Lagomorpha; Leporidae
Gene: B3GALNT1
Product: beta-1,3-N-acetylgalactosaminyltransferase 1 (Globoside blood group)
Biological process (GO): protein O-linked glycosylation
Cellular component (GO): Golgi membrane
Molecular function (GO): N-acetyl-beta-D-glucosaminide beta-(1,3)-galactosyltransferase activity
Source: RefSeq, a predicted model, not a curated record
CCUAUUCAAAACGGGAAGUGUUGUUGCUGAGUAAAGCAACCACCUCCAACCAAAGACCAGUACGCAUCCAGUCUCCUGCGUCUUAAAGCCGCUCUACUCCGCCCAGGAAGCCCUGGAUGGGGACGAUCCGGGGUGAGGCAGACCGUCUUGGACUGGCCAGAUCAGAGGACAGCUGCGGGAGCAGUUCCCGAGGGAGCCUGGCAUAUCCCUACCGCUCAUUCCCGGUCAAUUCAGGAAGGAGAACCAGCAUUUCCUCUGAGAGCGCAAAGAACUCCUCCCAAGGGUUCCUCUUUCUUAACUAGCUCGGUGUGGAGAUCAACAGGGAAAUCACUCCGGGGCUGCCUCCAAGUGGUGCAUCUGUACAGCUCGGAAAGAUGGCAAGACGGAAAAAAAAACAAAACGGGUCUCUCACCGAGAUCCUCGCCCUGCCGGCCUCAGCCUAACUCCAGGGCGUUCGGCACGCCGGGUGACAGCGAGCAUCGAGAACGCGCGCCCCGGAGAGCUGUCCCGGGCGCGCGCGUGCGAGCGAGCGAGCGAGCGAGGGGCGCCGGCAACGGCCUCGGCGCGUGGUCGGAGCGCGCCGGGCCGUGCGUGCGACUGCAGGCAGCCUGCGUGUGCGUGGGGGGCAGGGAGGAAGGAGCGCCGCCCGCCGCCCGCCUCUGAGUGCCCGUCGCGCGUGGGGUGAGUUUUCCUAGCUUGCCUGACUUGGUCACUCUGGUGCCACUUCCCACUGGCUUCUGUGUCAUCUGCUGCUCUCAGACUGCCCACACCUGAGUGCAAAGGUGUGUAUCUUAUAAGCAGUGUAUGGUAGAAUUUUAAGCAAGUAUCAGAAGCUCUGCAUUUGAGUAGACAUAUCGAGCACUAUUUUUGACAACUACAUACUGCUGAAUGUUCAGCUGGUGAAAUCGAAAGUCUUUCACUCAGAAGAAAUAAAUCAAGAGGAACCCACGGCUUACGUGUUUUUGAGCUACUGUGGAUGGACCUGGCUCUCUUGACUGCCCUUCCAAGUAGGAUGUCACUGAGAUCCCUCAAAUGGAGUCUCCUGCUGCUGUCACUCCUGAGUUUCCUGGUGAUGUGGUACCUCAGCCUACCUCAGUACAAUGUGAUUGAACGUGUAAACUUGAUGUACUUCUAUGAGUACGAGCCAAUUUACAGACAGAACUUCCGCUUCACUCUCCGGGAGCAUUCAAACUGCUCUCAUCAAAACCCAUUUCUGGUCAUCCUGGUGACUUCUCAUCCCUCAGAUGUGAAAGCCAGACAGGCCAUUAGAGUUACUUGGGGUGAAAAAAAGUCUUGGUGGGGAUAUGAGGUUCUUACAUUUUUCUUAUUGGGCCAACAGGCUGAAAAGGAAGACAAAAUGUUAGCAUUGUCUUUGGAGGAUGAACACCUUCUUUACGGUGACAUAAUACGACAAGAUUUUUUAGACACCUAUAAUAACCUGACCUUGAAAACCAUUAUGGCAUUCAGGUGGGUCACUGAGUUUUGUCCCAAUGCCAAGUACAUCAUGAAGACAGAUACUGAUGUUUUCAUCAAUACUGGCAAUUUAGUGAAGUAUCUUUUAAACUUAAACAAUCCAGAGGAGUUUUUCACAGGUUAUCCUUUAAUUGAGAACUAUUCCUACAGAGGAUUUUACCAAAAGACCCAUAUUUCAUACCAGGAAUAUCCUUUCAAAGUAUUCCCUCCAUAUUGCAGUGGGUUGGGCUAUAUAAUGUCCAAAGAUUUGGUACCAAGGAUCUAUGACAUGAUGGGUCACGUAAAACCUAUCAAGUUUGAAGAUGUUUAUGUUGGGAUCUGUUUGAAUUUGUUAAAGGUGGACAUUCAUUUUCCAGAAGACAUAAACCUUUUCUUUUUAUAUAGAAUCCAUUUGGAUGUCUGUCAGCUUAGACGUGUGAUUGCAGCACAUGGCUUUUCUUCUAAGGAAAUCAUCACCUUUUGGCAGGUUAUGCUCAGAAAUACCACAUGCCAUUACUAACUUCACACUCCAUCAGAAACCUAGAGGACAGGAAACUGUGCCAAGCGCUGAAGCUGGUACUAUGGGAAACUCAUAGGAAGGUCAGUGUGUUGGCUUACACUGAAUCAAAAGUCAUGGAGAACCCAUAGACUGGAGACUGGAAGUCACACAUUGCUGUGAUUUAUUUGGAUAUAAAUCAAG